UAAACAAAAUAUCUACAAAAGACCAUUCAUAGGCAAAACAUGGAAUAUGACAAUAUUUUAAGGAAGAUCGGUGAGUUUGGACCGUUUCAGAAGAAAGUGUUUUUCAUCCUGAACAGUCUAUCGUUUUUUCAAUGUUGUCAAAUGUUUCUAUUGGUGUUCGUGGGGGACAAGCCACGUUGGCGUUGCUCAAAUGUGGCGAUUAAACCAUAUCUCGACAAGAACCUGGAAUAUCCUUGUUUAAAAAACGGCUCUGCCUGCCGCGAAAUCAGCUUUGAUGGCGAGUUUACAAGCGUGGUUUCGGAAUGGGAUUUGGUUUGCGAUCAGGAGUACAAAGCCAACAUCGCUCAGUCAGUUAUGAUGCUGGGCUGUUUGAUUGGUGUUAUUACAGCCGGUCGACUAUCAGACAGGAUUGGCAGACGAUAUGUUACCAUUUAUUCACAGUUGUUAGCUUUUGCUUUGGGAGUAGUUACCGCGUUUGUCCAAAAUUAUACGCAAUUCCUUUUCGUUCGUUUCCUUUGUGGCCUAGUUGUCGUUGGCGGGAACCUGUCUUGCUUUGUCAUUCAAAGCGAAAUUAUUGGACCGUCAUACCGAGGUGAGCUUUGAAAGAAUACGUCAUUACUUCCUGGACA
Molecule: messenger RNA, 629 nt
Organism: Dendronephthya gigantea
Lineage: Eukaryota; Metazoa; Cnidaria; Anthozoa; Malacalcyonacea; Nephtheidae
Product: solute carrier family 22 member 15-like
Exons: 1
Coding region: 40-603 (187 amino acids)
Biological process (GO): transmembrane transport
Cellular component (GO): membrane
Molecular function (GO): transmembrane transporter activity
Source: RefSeq, a predicted model, not a curated record